Messenger RNA from Mucor mucedo, 489 nucleotides. RefSeq lists its product as uncharacterized. The coding region runs from base 1 to 489 and encodes 162 amino acids. The transcript has 3 exons. NCBI's taxonomy places the organism in Eukaryota, Fungi, Mucoromycota, Mucoromycetes, Mucorales, Mucoraceae. The record is from RefSeq and is a predicted model, not a curated record.
AUGAUUACUUUGGUAAAUACCGCUAUUACCGUUCGAGUACCCUGUUUGCUGUAUGUUAAGUCUAUUUUUGGUCUAUCUGGGAACGCGUAUGAUUUAUCCGUUAAAAUUAUAUCUCAGGAUGAUAUCCGGAUAAUUGAUUCUGUAAAUAGUUAUGGUUUAAUUUUCUUGGGUGAUUUUGGGUUAAAUUUGACAGCUAUAAAAAUAGCAUUAAAAUUUCUUAUUUUUGGAAGUUCUUCAUAUUUCCUCGAGAUAACUACUUUGGCAGAUUUCCUUAGCUUACUAGUGCAAAUCUCUCCUACAACUGUCUGUGUAUUUAAAUCUUUAAGUCUUUACAGUCUCCUUUUCUUAUUCAUCUACACAUUUUUUUACUCCCUCGUAAUAUAUUUUUACAAAGAUAAGGCGAAAGUUCACCAGCUGUCAAACAUUGCCGUUAUUGCUCUUGAGUGUGUAUUGAGGCUUAAGAUCAUCUUAAGUGUAUUUGCAGUUUAG